UAGACCUCCUGUCUGACUCCGUCACCACCUGAAGUCACUGAUAUGUUUUCUGAAGGAAACUCAUGGAUGCUCUAUGAUUUACUCAAUGCACUGAGAUUCGAUGACGUUGAAAAAUUGGCUGCGAGUCUGGAAGCUGGUUCGUCACAAACGUUGGAUACCUACGAUUUUUUGAAUGAUAAUCAAGGACAAUGGAUAUCACUCAUUCCGGUGGACAACCUGACACACGGGAACUUGUUGCAUGGAGCAGUAUGGUAUUCAGCUCACCGCUGCUUGGCCUACUUACUGGAGCAUGGUUUCGGUCGAGAGACAUCAAAAUCAACCACGGACGGAACGACGCCACUGCAUUUGGCUGCUGCAGUUGGGGACUUUGUUGCCUCGGAUCUCCUGCUACGAUAUGGCGCGUCCACAAAAGCGGUGGAUCAGUUCGGGCGAAUACCGCUUCAUCACGCCGCUACGACAGAUAUAUGUAUUGCUGUACAGCUCUGUGCAGUGGAUGCUUCUGGACUGUCUGUACGCGAUUGGGAAUCUAAGGACCCCCUGGAAAUUUCGUUUCAAAACCAAUGCAUGGAUACCGCUCGAUUUUUGGCACUUGCACAACAGAAGAGCGGGAAGAGAGGAGAUCGAAAAAGCCCACGAUCUGAGAGCCGCCUGCAGCAACUACGCAGAAAACCUGUUCAUGUAAAGGAGAGUUCACUUUGGAUACCGUACAAUCUGAAAGCGCCCCGCUGCAUCAAAAUUCAACCGAAAACUGCUCCAAAUGAGGACAUUUGCGAAUGUAACCUUCCAGUCAAAGAACAUGAGAUGGAGACCAAAAAUCCAGUCUUGAAAAAACGAUUCGCAACGUACGAGGGAAGAUUCGUCAGAGUUCCAUCUCCCACCUUCGGGGAACUGACACAUCCAGCCAAUAAUUAUCUAGCACAGUAUGUUCGGACUGCGGAUGAAAUGGACUUUUCCAAACUCACGUAUUUUUUUGAGUCAGUCUGGUCGUUACAGCGGCCACAGCUCGUACUCACUUUCUAUGGAGAUGAGGUCAGUUCAUCCACGGUUAGAGAGAGUUUGCGUAAGCUGGUAUGGAAGGCCAGCGACAGCACACUUACAUGGAUACUUACGGAUGGUCUUCAGCACGGAAUCUCACCGACGGUCAGCGAGGCAACCAAACACUACAUUGAGGCCUAUGGCCUUGGGUUGGUUGAAUCCAUUGGCAUUGUCCCGUGGCGUCGUAUGUGCUGCAUUUCGAACAUGAGUCCGGGCACGUAUAUGGGUAAUCCCGCGGCAAAGCAUGAGAUGGUCGACGAUGAUUCUGUACUGCACGAGAACCUCGAUUCCAACAUGACUGCCUACUUCUUUGUCGAUACCGAGGAUCGUCCAGCUAAAGAAGACACGUUUUUGUUUCGUUCGCAAAUGGAGACAGCCUUGCGAAACUGGGCUGUAACAGAGUCUUUGGGUGAAUCACAACAACUAGCUCAGGCCAAGAUUCAAAUGUGCGGAAUUUUGUCUGGUGGAGAUAUAAGCACACUGAAGUCUAUUCACACCUCGCUCUGCUCUGGAACUCCCUUCGUGGUUCUGAAAGAUACAGGGGGAUUGGCUAGUAUCCUGUCUGAAUGUAUCGAGGACACUGAGAUUGGUGAGCGAAACAUUCGGAAGAAAGCUCUUACUGAGGGUUCCAGGGAAUCGGCCGCUUUUCAACUUUCCCCGGCAAAUAUCCGGGAGACGGUCAUGUCACACUGGGAGGAAGUUGAACAACCGGAUAUGGUCGUUAUACUAAUUCAAGAUAUUUUGGAUAAACGAGAGAUGAUAUGCGUUUGCGACUUAGAGGAGGAGGACUUGGAUUACCAUGUUCUGCUUUUGCUGAUUCGUCCAGUCACAGAAGGUGUCGAGAUAACUGCGGAGAAUAACAUCGCCAAACUGGAGAUUGCGAUCGCACUGAAUCGAAGUGACGUGGCUCGAGAAAGGGUGUUUUUAGAUGGAAUGAAGUGGGACAACGAACGCCUUGGAGCAUACAUGAGCUCUUUUCUAUUACGGGACAACGUGCCAUUCAUGAAGCUUUUCUUGGAGAAAGGUUUCGAUCUAAAAUCCUACCUGACGAGAGGACGCCUGGAAAUGCUCUACACUCUGUCUCUUUUACGCGCAAAACAGAAGAAGCCGCUGUUAAAUGCAAUCCGGCGUUUUAUGAGGACACCAACACGAGUCAGCCUUUUUGUUGUUGGACGGAUACUGACGCUACUAAUGGGCAAUCGGUACUAUCCUGUCUACAUGGGAGCUGACUUUUUGGAAAAUGACGAAAAAGCUAGGGCAAAGAUGUUAUCAUGUCCUGCGACGCACUUAUUCAUAUGGGCGUUACUGACGGAGCGGAAAGAAUCUGCCGAACUAUUCUGGACCCAGCUUGAAGAACCUCUGGGUGCCGCUCUGAUGGCCGCCGCGCUUCUUCGCCACUACUGCCACUAUGCAGACUCAACGGUUAAUCGGGAUGAACUGGAGGAACUAUCAAGUGCAUUCGAGGCCAAAGCGUGUGGAUUACUGAGCGAAUGUUUCGCAGACGAUCCUGCGAGCACCGCUGAGGUCCUAAUCCGGGAGCGAGCGUUGUUUGGACACAUGUCCUGUUUGAUGCUGGCAUCAAAUGGAAAAUGUCUCAGCUUCGUCGCUCAUCGUUGCUCAGAGCAGUAUCUUGAAUUGGUGUGGUGUGGCAACAUUGAUCCGCAGACUUCACGAUUUUCAUUUUUUAUUGGUGUACUGGUUGGCAUUCUGAUGCCUCCACUGGUGCCGUUUACCCUGAAGUUCACCGUGGAUCGAAAUCGAAGAAGGGAACUGGAUGAUAAUCAAGACAAUGAGGAUGAAAAACGACCCUUGUCGAGCACAGCCAGCCUGCCAGAAAUGGCAUCUGCAGCCGAUAAUGAGCGAUCAAAAAGGAGAGGGUGCUAUAGCUACCGAAGAAAGCUGAUUGGGUUCUACAACGCACCCAUGGUCAGAUUCGCUUAUGCCACGAUGGCCCACUUGGUCUUCCUAUGCUUUUUCAUCUACGCACUACUAUUCGACUACAAGGCUCAAAAGAACUACGAUAUGACAACCAAGCUGAUACUCUUAUUUUGGGUAUUCACUUAUUUUGUUGAAAAUGUACGGCAGGGCUUAUCAUCAGGUCUGUCGUUCCGAGACUACAUGAAACGCAUUUGGAAGUCACUGGAGCUGGUGGCAAUUAUCCUAUUCAUAAUCGGCACGGCGCUGCAUUUAAUGCUCGUGGCUGAGGUGCGGCGGGCCGCGAUGCCAGUUGACCUGGCAAAUACAGUUCAACAGACGCUUUAUCGGAUGGGACAAAUUUUCUACGGCAUGUCUUUAUUCCUGUUCUUCUAUCGUCUGCUGGAAGCAUUUACAGCUGAUAGAAGAAUCGGUCCACUCGUAGUAAUGAUACAGUCUAUGGUUGUCAAAGAUCUAUUGCCGUUCAUGAGCCUACUUGUGGUCGCUCUGUUCAGCUUUGCACUCCUACAGUGGGCCGUAGCGUACACCGGGACGGCAAGUGAAUCAUAUGUGGAUAACUCAAAAACUCUGUUCGAAGCGCUUAAACUUGCCUACUUUCAAAUGUUUGGUGAAUACCAGUUGGAAGAUUUAACCACGAAAAAAUCCGAUGACUGCAAAACGAACAAGCUGAAUUGUGUAGACGGAAUUUCCGAAUGGCUUGCGCCGAUUAUACUGGCCAUCUUCGUAAUCCUUACACAAGUUCUACUUCUGAACCUACUGAUUGCUAUGUUCACGUCUACUUAUGAACGAAUUGAAUCUUCUGCGACCGGCUACUGGUCCUUACAACGAUAUCAAGUGAUUUGUGAAUUCGUCGAGCGAAGUGUACUCCCACCCCCCUUGAUCAUAAUUUGGCACAUCUAUUUGCUGUUCAGAUGUAUGGGAAGGAAGUGCAUGCAUUCGGAACCCUAUGGACAACAUCCAUUUAAAAAAUCCUAUGCCAAAGAUAAAGCAGCAACUGAACGGCGUCUGAUUCAGUGGGAACGGUUACGGUUUUGGGACUAUCAACGUUACGUUUUACAUGGUCGGCGACGAAAAAACAAAGCUUCAAAAUCCGUCAACGUGCGAACCACAGUCAUGGGUGGACAAGGUGGCGCCUCGGGAACACAAAUUAGCCAAGCGUUACAAAGCUUGCAGGAUGGCACGAACGAGGGUAUUCGAUCACUCUUGGAAAAACUAAACCGGGUGGACGAAGUGGAUCGUAAAGCGGAUUUAAUUCUGAGGCUUCUCAGAGGGCUUCAGGAAGAAGUUGGUCUUUACCGCUCCCUCCAAUUGUCAAAACCACUGGUAAAGAUCGGAUUCUCCACCCCGCCCUCGAGUCCAGCUAAAGUGCCAACACACGUCCCCAUGGUGCAAGCAAGUCCAUCUGAUGUGUUCGGUGGAACGUCAGACAAGCCGUUAAAUAUGAUUGUUAUUUCCGGAAAAGAUCACAAACUGGCUAUGUUCUACCCACCCACGUCGGAUGCCACGCCGUCGCUGUUCGCUGAACCCGUCCCUUGGACUACUGAAAAGUUCCCUGACGAUGUACUGGGCUGGAGACCACAGUAUUCCCCGAUUGAAGGAUGGACUGAGUCCAGCGAUUUCGUGGAAGCGAUGACCUCGCGAGAGUGGAAUCCAAUGGGGACAACUUACCUACCCCCGAUGGAACACGUACCUCCAGACCCGGAAACUGGAAUGCCACGUAAUCCGAAAGGGCGAACUGGUGUCGUAGGAAAAGGGCUUCUACCAGUAUGGGGUCCGAAUCCAGCAAUCAUUCUUGUAUUGACCAGAUACACCACUUCGAGCUCAUACGGCCCCGGGGAAUUGCAAGCAGCGGUUUGUGAACUGCAAAUCACCCGACAACUGCCAUGGCUCUUGGUGCGUCAUUCGGCUACUUGUGAUGGGGCGUCAUGUAUGCAGUCAAUGAUAGAUCUCUGGGUUUCCACUCGUGCGCAACAACUUUGUGCUGCAAGACCAGAAAAGGCAGAACUUUACAAAAAGGCUUUAGACUUUUAUCGCCAGUUAUCUCCAACCGUGGUUUUCAGGGGCUACCUAAGCGACAUGGUCAAUACAGACAACGCAUGGAUUGAACCAACUGGUAUCAACAUCCAUUUGGGAACACAUCCGGACAUAUCAGAUGCUCUUCUGCACACCUUGUUCACAGUGUCGCAUUUGCACAUGUCUAACCUGUCCCAUCCCAUGCAACAAACCAAAAAGAAUCGGAUAACUCUGCUGUUUAGUGCAAUGAUC
Opisthorchis viverrini is the source of this 5235-nucleotide messenger RNA. RefSeq lists its product as hypothetical. NCBI's taxonomy places the organism in Eukaryota, Metazoa, Platyhelminthes, Trematoda, Opisthorchiida, Opisthorchiidae. Gene Ontology annotation, biological process: calcium ion transmembrane transport. The transcript is spliced from 34 exons. Gene Ontology annotation, molecular function: ligand-gated calcium channel activity; protein binding. The record is from RefSeq and is a predicted model, not a curated record. The annotation marks the transcript as partial. Gene Ontology annotation, cellular component: membrane.